AUGCCUGCCACCAACCAGGGCUGGCCCGAGGACUUCGGCUUCCGGCUGGGAGGCUCCGGCCCCUGCUUCGUCCUGGAGGUGGCCGAAGGGAGCAGCGCGCACGCCGGGGGACUGCGGCCCGGGGACCAGAUCCUGGAGGUGGAGGGGCUGGCCGUGGGCGGCCUGAGCCGCGAGCGCCUGGUGCGCCUGGCCCGGCGCUGCCCGCGCGUGCCGCCCAGCCUCGGCGUGCUCCCGGGCCCCGACGACGGCGCCGGCCCGGGACCCGGUUCCGGCUCCGCGCCCCCGACCACAGCCCUAAGGCCUUCGCGCCCGGGCCGUGGCCUGUGCCUGGGCCGCGAGCUGCUGCGCCUGGGGGGUCGCAAGCGCCCCGACGCCGUGCACCGAGAACGACGGCGCAAGGCCCAGGAAUUCAGCCGCAAGGUGGACGACAUCCUCGCGGACCAGCCGAUGGCCAAGGAGCAGGUGUUCGCGGCCCUGAAGCAGUUCGCGGCCGAGCAGCGUGUGGACGCGCUGGUGCGGGCGCUCACCCUGGCCCUGCCCCGCGAGGCCCGAGGGCCGCUCCUGGACAGCCUCAGGAUCUUCAUCCCCAAGAAGCACCGGGCGCGCUUCGACGAAGUGGUAUCGCAGGGUCUGCUGGGCAAGCUGUGCCGCGCCCGGCGGGCGCAGAGCGCCCAGCGGCUGCGCCGGAGCCGCAGCGAGGAGCGGCCGGAGCGCCUCCUGGUGUCCACGCGCGCCAGCGCCGCUCCGCGCCGCCCGGACGAACCACCCCCGCACAAGGCCCCUUCGCUUCUGGGCUGCCACGCUGGCCCCGGGGGCGCGCGCAGGACAGUCCGCAUCUACAAGGGCAACAAGAGCUUUGGCUUCACACUGCGCGGCCACGGGCCUGUCUGGAUCGAGUCUGUCCUGCCUGGGAGCCCGGCAGACAGUGCUUCCCUCAGGUCCGGCGACCGGAUCCUCUUCCUCAAUGGACUGGAUAUGAGGAACUGCUCCCACGACAAGGUGGUGUCCAUGCUGCAGGGCAGCGGCGCGAUGCCCACGCUGGUGGUAGAGGAGGGGCCCGUCCCAUUCGCCAGCGACUCUGAUUCUCUGGAUUCCCCCAACCCGUCCUCGGCGCUCACCUCGCUGCAGUGGGUGGCGGAGAUCCUGCCGUCGAGCAUCCGCGUGCAGGGGAGGACCUUCAGCCAGCAGCUGGAGCACCUGCUCACGCCUCCCGAGCGCUACGGCGUCUGCCGGGCCCUGGAGAGCUUCUUCCAGCACAGGAACAUCGACACCCUCAUCGUCGACGUCUACCCUGUGCUGGACACGCCCGCCAAGCAGGUGCUUUGGCAGUUCGUCUACCAGCUGCUGACUUACGAGGAGCAGGAGCUCUGCCAGGAGAAAAUCGCCUGCUUCCUGGGCUACACAGCCAUGGCAGCAGAGCCGGAGCCAUCAUUGGACCUGGAGCCGGAGCCGGAGCCGGAGCCGGAGCCAGUGCCCGAGCUCCAGCGGCGGAGCUCCCUGAGGGCCUCCUCCAUGUGCCGCCGCAGCCUGCGGUCCCAGGGCCUGGAGACCAGCCUCAGCUGCGGUCCCAGCGACUGCCCCGAGAUGCCCCUUCCUCUGAUCCCGGGCGAGCGCCAGGCGGGCGAUGGCACUUCCCUCCCUGAAACUCCCAACCCCAAGAUGAUGUCAGCCGUCUACGCGGAGCUGGAGUCUAGACUGAGCAGCAGCUUCAAAGGGAAGAUGGGGACCACGUCCAGAUCCCGUGCCUCCCCGCCCACACCCAGUCCCACAGGCACAGCAGGGCCCAGGACUCUGUCCAGCAUCUCCUGGCCCAGCGAGCGGCUCCUGCCCUCUCCCUGCUACUACCCACUGUGCCCGGGGGGCCCGGCCUCGCCCAGCAGCUCCGAAUCCCACCCCUACGCCAGCCUGGACAGCAGCAGGGCGCCCUCCCCACAGCCAGGCCCCGGGCCCGUCCACUCCGACAGCCCCCCCAGCCCGGACCUCGCCCGCCAGCCCAGCCGCAGGAAGCUCUUCACCUUCUCCCGGCCUGUGCGAAGCCGGGACGCCGACACCGACCGUUUCCUGGAUGCCCUGAGCCAGCAGCUGCGCCCCCGGGUCCCCAUCGGGGAUGACUUCCUGAGCCCGGAGAAUGACUAUGAGGAGAUGAGCUUCCACGAUGACGACCAGGGCAGCUUUGUCACCAAUGAGCGGAGCAGCGCUAGUGAGUGCAUCAGCAGCAGCGAGGAAGGCAGCUCCCUGACCUACUCCUCCAUCUCUGACCACAUCCCCCCGCCCCCACUGAGCCCCCCGCCGCCGCCGCCCUUGCCCUUCCAUGACCCCAAGCCCAGCUCCCGCGCCACUGACGGUCCCCGGGGCCCCGCUCAGACACUGGCCAAGCCCCUCACCCAGCUGAGCCACGCAGUCCCUCCACCGCCCCCGCCGCCCCCCCCACCGCCUGUGCCCUGUGCGCCCCCCAUGCUGUCCCGGGGCCUGGGUCACCGCCGCAGCGAGACCAGCCACAUGAGCGUCAAGCGCCUGCGCUGGGAGCAGGUGGAGAACUCGGAAGGCACCAUCUGGGGUCAGCUCGGGGAAGACUCUGACUAUGACAAGCUGAGCGACAUGGUGAAAUACCUCGACCUGGAGCUCCACUUCGGCACCCAGAAACCUGCUAAGCCAGUGCCGGGGCCCGAGCCCUUCAGGAAGAAGGAGGUGGUGGAGAUCCUGUCCCACAAGAAGGCCUACAACACCUCCAUCCUGCUGGCGCACCUGAAGCUGAGCCCCGCGGAGCUGCGUCAGGUGCUCAUGAGCAUGGAGCCCGGGCGCCUGGAGCCCGCGCACCUGGCGCAGCUGCUGCUCUUCGCGCCCGACGCCGACGAGGAGCUGCGCUACCAGGCCUUCCGCGAGGCGCCCGGCCGCCUCAGCGAGCCCGACCAGUUCGUCCUGCAGAUGCUAUCCGUCCCCGAAUACAAAACCCGCCUGCGCAGCCUCCACUUCCAGGCCACCCUGCAGGAGAAGACAGAAGAGAUCCGGGGCAGCCUGGAGUGCUUGCGCCAGGCCUCCGUGGAGCUCAAGAACAGCCGGAAGCUGGCCAAGAUCCUGGAGUUUGUGCUGGCCAUGGGCAACUAUCUCAACGACGGACAGCCCAAAACCAACAAGACCACAGGCUUCAAGAUCAACUUCCUCACGGAGCUGAACUCCACCAAGACGGUGGAUGGGAAGUCCACCUUCCUGCACAUCCUUGCCAAAUCGCUGAGCCAGCACUUCCCUGAGCUCCUGGGCUUUGCUCAGGACCUGCCUACGGUGCCCCUGGCUGCCAAAGUGAACCAACGGGCCCUGACCAGUGACCUGGAUGACCUCCACGGCACCAUCAGUGAGAUACAGGCUGCCUGCCAGAGCAUGUCCCCCUCCAGCGAGGACAAGUUUGCCGUGGUCAUGACGUCAUUCCUGGACAUGGCGCAGCCCGUGCUGCGGGCGCUGGACGGGCUGCAACGAGAGGCCAUGGAGGAGCUGGGCAAGGCGCUGGCCUUCUUCGGGGAGGACUCCAAAGCCACCACCUCUGAGGCCUUCUUCGGCAUCUUCGCGGAGUUCAUGAGCAAGUUCGAGCGGGCGCUCAGCGACCUGCAGGCCGGGGAGGGUGCGCGCAGCUCUGGGAUGGCUUCGCCCCUGGCCUGGUGAUGGAGGCCGCCCCACGACCCCUGCAGCCCAGGCACGGAGAGGAACGCCAGGGGCUGUGCCCAAGUGGGCGGCCUGCUGCCACCAAGGUUUGGGCCGUGCCUGCCCCUCCCACACCCCCUACCUGGGACCUCGGGCCGUUGUGGCCACUGAGCCCGUGUCUCCAGCUACCUCAGCUUUUGAACUUCGGCCACUGUGAAGGUGCGGGGUUCAGCAGGACCCCCAUCUCCCGGGCGCGGGGCAGGAGAGGACGUCAACUCCCAGGGAAUGUGAACCGCGUCUGCCCGUGGGCACUGGUGUGUUCACCCCGGGGGAACUGUCUACGGCUCCCACCCGGCUGCACCCCACAUUGCCCUGACUUCGUGCUUGUUGCCCUGCCUGGCUCCCAGGCAUGCCAGCGAGGGCAGCCAGCCCUCAGGACAUAGGGGACUUAGGGAGGGGGAGGGGCGGCGACCAGCAGGUGAAUUGAGACGUGGCCACGGCCCUGGGGUGGCGUCUGCUGUCUGAUGCUUUAUGGCGUGGCCAGAGCACACCAGGUUCUGAGGAAGGACAUCCAAACCUCCUUUCUUGGCCCGCUCAGAGCAGGCCCCAGGGGACAUGAUCGUAGAGCAGAGACAUCGAGGAUCCUACACCCUGGAGAAAGAGGCAGAGGCCUCGGACAGGCCAGCCACCCCAUGGUGCAUUACAAGGCCUGGAGGUCCCUCACCUGGCCGGGGCCUCCCGGGCCAAUCGGAGGAAGGCCGGCACAAAGGAAGGAGGGCCGCAGGCUGCGCCUGGCCUGGGUCUUGGAAGCUGAAGAAACUGCAAUUGGCUGCUGCCCAGAAGGCGGCA
This is a messenger RNA of Pteronotus mesoamericanus, 4482 nucleotides long. It is a transcript of the gene GRID2IP, whose product is annotated as Grid2 interacting protein. Gene Ontology annotation, molecular function: protein binding. The transcript has 22 exons. The record is from RefSeq and is a predicted model, not a curated record. Lineage: Eukaryota; Metazoa; Chordata; Mammalia; Chiroptera; Mormoopidae. The coding region runs from base 1 to 3654 and encodes 1217 amino acids.